Equus caballus (horse) is the source of this 528-nucleotide messenger RNA. The record is from the annotation of a RefSeq genome assembly. NCBI's taxonomy places the organism in Eukaryota, Metazoa, Chordata, Mammalia, Perissodactyla, Equidae.
AUGAUGACAUAUAUUGUGUUUAUUUUGAGUGUUAUUUUUGUUGUUAGUUUUGUGGGGUUUUCUUCAAAACCUUCACCUAUUUAUGGGGGUUUAGUGCUGAUUGUAAGUGGAGGGGUAGGUUGUGGUAUUAUUAUGAAUUUUGGAGGGUCCUUUUUGGGGUUGAUGGUGUUUUUGAUUUAUUUGGGAGGAAUGUUGGUUGUUUUUGGUUAUACAACGGCUAUGGCUACUGAGCAGUAUCCUGAGGUAUGGGUGUCUAAUACGACUGUUAUGGGGGUAUUUCUUUUAGGGUUGUUGAUGGAGGUUAUGUUGGUUUUAUAUGUUCUGAAGAGUGAGGAAGUGGGGGUAGUGUUUAAGUUUAGUGGUGUGGGGGCUUGAGCUAUUUAUGAUACUGGAGAUUCUGGGGCGUUUAGUGAGGAAAUUAUAGGGGCUGCUGCAUUGUAUAGUUAUGGGGCUUGGGUUGUGAUUGUGACUGGUUGAUCGUUGCUUGUUGGGGUCUUGGUAAUUUUAGAGGUUACUCGUGGAGAUUAA